GGAUGAGGAUGCUGCCGUCUCUUCUCCAUAUCCACAAGGAUGCAGGAGCGCGCAGAGGCGGACGAGGGCGAGCGCACCGGGCCGCCUGAACCCAUCCACAUCUCACCGGCGAUCAUACACCGUCACUUUUCCAAACUUACAAGAACUAUGCACGGGAGCCGAUGCUGAACAAUCUGGGCGGACUCGCUCUGCAUGCCGCCCUUCCUUCUGCUCAUCAGCUGUUGCUGCUUUGGGAAAAGUCGAGGCGACUCCCACUGUAAGGGCAUCGGAUACGAGCAUCUCUCCACGAUGCGUCCUCAGUCUCCCUGACUCCUCCUGACACUGCCUGCCUGCCUCAUUAAUAUUUGAUCUGGUACCACAGCAGCAGCAGCUCGCCUCUUCUAAUGGAGAAUUCUCCACAAGCACAGCCUGGAUCCAAGGCGCCGGAAAGUCCAGCCGAAGAUAUCACCAACCUCACGGACGAAGAGCUCCUGCAAUGGAGCAAAGAGGAGCUGGUGCAGCGGCUCCGGAGGUGUGAAGCCGAUAAAAUGAGCGUCAUUCUGGAUCACAGUAAUCUGAUUCGGGAGGUGAACCGCAGCCUGCAGCUGCAUCUGAACGAGAUCCGGGGGCUGAAGGAGGUGAACCAGAAGCUGCAGGAUGAUAACCGGGAACUGAGAGACCUGUGCUGCUUCCUGGAUGAUGACCGGCAGAAGGGCAAGCGAGUGUCUCGUGAGUGGCAGCGUCUGGGUCGUUUCAGCGCCAGCGUCAUGCGUAAAGAGGUGGCACUGUACCUUCAGAAGCUGACAGAACUAGAACGGAAGCAGGAGGACGUCAUUCGGGAGAACCUGGAGCUUCGGGAACUUUGUCUUCUGAUAGACGAGGAGAAAGGAGGCAGUGGAGGCGAAGGAGUUCAAGGUGGGACGGGAACCAUUGGAUGCCGAAAUUCCAUCGACAGCCAAAGUGGGCUCUUGGUACCUGGUUUGAUGAGGGAUGUUGGAGAUGGGAGCAGCACUUCUAGCGCAGGAAGUGCCGACAGCUCGGAGCAUCCACACCAUAAGCAGCCACAGCCACCUUCUAGCACAGGAACUGGGAAUAAAAGUCCAGAUAUCCAGAAGUCUCGUUCUCUGAAAAGAGGGGAAGGAGAUCGUGGGGAAAUCUCCAGCCCUGACCCUCCUGUCCGGCACAGAAGCACAAGCCUGGAGUAUCCCUUCGUUCUUCCCCAGCCCUGCCGACCUCGCUGUGGCUCCAUAUCCGUGCCUGACCAUCGGCUAAUUAGAGGGCUGAGUCCAGAAAAGUAUGGUCGAUCCCUAGGCCACCGGAGUCCUGAGACUCACCCAAAGCACCAUCUGGCUCCAGGACAGACCAUGAGCCCCGAGCUGUACAUCCAGAGGCACAGAGGCAGCUUAGGAAGUGGGCCUGGGAGUCCAGAGCCAAGACACUUGCUGCUAGGAUCAGCAGAGCUCCACCACGAGAAAAGCAAGCUUGGAGGAAGUAGUCCUGAGAUGCUGAGGCACCAGUACAGUAUGAGUCCUGAGCAUGGGAAGUUCGGCAGCCCUGGAAGAGAGAUGUCACCACGAAGACUUGCUGGAGAUGAGCUGUCGCCACACCAUCGGAGCCUUUACAAUGGUGUCAAUGCUUUGAUAUCAGCAGGAUGUUGCAGCAACAACUGCAGGAACGUGAAGCUCUGGGACAGAAAGAAAAUAAUACAGGGUUGGAACAAAACAGAGUUUUGACGGCUCCUCGUGACCAAACCCUUGCACAGAGAGGCUCGCCGGGCAGAUACUUCAUCCCCUCGCCGUACACAUGAUGGCCGACCCGUCUAUCCCCAUUUCAGCGGUCAUAACACCAGUUGGCAUCGUGGACCCUCUGCUGCAGUCAUUUCAACGAGGACUAGAGCGAGACGCGGGAUGUUUUCCUCCCAGUACAAACCACAGAAACAGACCCACCCACAUUCAGCAAAUAUCUCCUGUGGUUUACAGAUGUUUAACAGUACUGCGUUUGGGUAAUCAAACACUCCAGCCAUCGCUCUCUCCCGCUAUAUCUGUAUCAUUCUGAGUAGCAAUAGGACACAUGAAACGCGAUGCUGCGGCUUCUCUGAAGGUGCUUCCCUGCCCUUGAUCUUUAUUUAUGCAGUUUCUUUUUUGACCAAAGCUCUUUGAAAUAUCUUAAUCGUCCAUCUUUUGCAUCUCUGGAAGGAGCGUCGCUAUCACGUUUGCUAGUUUUUGCAUAUCCUGGAUCGUUUUUUACGUAACUUGUAUGGUUCAUCAACGGAAAGCAAAACGGACUCAGUACAUGUUGUCGGUGACUGAAUAACCUCGCCAGUGUUUUGCACUGAUUCCAUGUGUGUACGUAUGUGUGUAUGUGUGUGUGUUUAUUGGCUUUAUUAUUCCUUCCCUCUGAGCUCCUGUACACUGUUAACAAUUACUUACAGUAAAAUCUAUAGUAACUUACUGGCAGCCAUUCGCCGGUAACUUACUGUAAAUCAGUUACAGCAAGAAUACUGUAUUUACAUUUACAGUGCCAUUUAUCUUGCUCUAUAUGUCUUUACAGUAUUGUAUCUGUACUGCAAAAUAUACAGUAAUUUUCACAAUGCAACUUUAAAGUUCAGUAACAUACCGCAUAAUUCUCCUACAGUAAAUUACAGUUCAUAAUUACUGUAAAAAUCGUUACAAAAAUCGUUAACAGUGUAUAUAUAAGCUAUAAAGAGGUGUUUCUUCAUGUCGUUUUAUAUACAAAAGUACAGCAUAGUACAUAUAGUAAAUUAAUGGAUUAGUUUUAUAUGCAUAUAAUGACUAUUAUUUUUGAC
Messenger RNA from Danio aesculapii, 2785 nucleotides. It is a transcript of the gene ccdc85al, whose product is annotated as coiled-coil domain containing 85A, like. The coding region runs from base 384 to 1712 and encodes 442 amino acids. The transcript has 5 exons. The record is from RefSeq and is a predicted model, not a curated record. NCBI's taxonomy places the organism in Eukaryota, Metazoa, Chordata, Actinopteri, Cypriniformes, Danionidae.